ACCGAUUUAGCGUUACAGUUGCUUAGGCCUUGAAGAAAGAUGAGCAGGCGACUCGACGACGAAUUAUGUUAGAUUAGCAAAAUGUCGAAAAUAUUCUUGAUAUAAUGGAAUCAUCAGUAAGGCUCGGAGGACACGAAUCAACUAUUCUCACCAAUGCUUCCAACCACAUAACGAUAGUCUCUGAUUUGCCGUACAAAGCAAGGACCAGGACAAAUUUUGAGAGCUCUUCGUUAUCUGAAACAACUGGGAAGUACUUGAAGGGGUCGCGGCCAAUGCAUAGAACGACUCUGUGCUUUGAAGAUAAACCAUUUAAACUUGAAUACAUAACGUCAACACAAAAGGCACAUUCAAUAAAACAGAAUAUUCCAAGAAGCAGACCCCCGUACAAAUGCCAAUCAUUGCAUCAUUCACACUUCUCAAUUGGCACGACAGGAAGCCUUGAUCUGAACACACAAACAAUGACAUCCUUUGAGAAGAAGCCAUUGAUACCAGCUAGCAAGCUUCAUCAAGACAGAACAAGAUGGAAUGACCAAGUUGUUGCAGGUCAUCACAUGGAUAAAUCUUUAAGACAUAUUGGCUUUGAAAAGGUCACACAUGAAACAACAUAUGACAAUGUGCAUAAUCUUCUGGCCAAAAAAAUACCUUGUGGACUUCCAAGAAUCAAGAAGCAACCCGAAAAGUUUGAUAUAAUAUCUGGAGCCUAUAUUGGACCAGCAGCACAAACAUCACAUCGAUUGUGUUCAGGAAAUAAAGUGUUGCAGAGAACAAGACAAGAUACAAAUGAGAAUAUAUUUGGAUGAUUGGGAUUUAAAGGAAGUUUCUUACAUUUAAAUUGAAUUUCUUUUAUCUGUAAAAAGAGUAAAAUGUAGGUUGACUAUUAUAUCUGCAAUUUCAUUUAUCUGUACAGGUUAGUUUUCACACAAAAUUUCAAGCACUAUACUAAGCUUGUUAAGAAAAUGCAUAUAUUGUAUUAAUCCAGCAUUAGGCCAGUGGUUUUAAAUUAAUUUUUUUAUUCUUUUAGAGGACAAGGCUAAUAAUUAUUUUAUAUAUGUACUGCAUACUUUUUUACUAAAUUGUUAUCGUAGCGAGAAAUACUCGUUAAAAUAUUUAUAUCAU
Rhopilema esculentum is the source of this 1116-nucleotide messenger RNA. RefSeq lists its product as uncharacterized. NCBI's taxonomy places the organism in Eukaryota, Metazoa, Cnidaria, Scyphozoa, Rhizostomeae, Rhizostomatidae. The record is from RefSeq and is a predicted model, not a curated record.